Messenger RNA from Bufo bufo (common toad), 1314 nucleotides. RefSeq names its product G-protein coupled receptor 61-like. The record is from RefSeq and is a predicted model, not a curated record. Gene Ontology annotation, cellular component: endosome; plasma membrane; signaling receptor complex. The transcript has a single exon. Gene Ontology annotation, biological process: G protein-coupled receptor signaling pathway. Gene Ontology annotation, molecular function: G protein-coupled receptor activity. The coding region runs from base 1 to 1314 and encodes 437 amino acids. Lineage: Eukaryota; Metazoa; Chordata; Amphibia; Anura; Bufonidae.
AUGGAGCCCCCGUGUGUGAACGGCAGCAGCAGCUGCUCCUCUGGCACCCUGGAGGGCAUCCCCCGGUACCUCGGACUGGUGCUCAUGCUGCUGUUAGACGUGGUGGCCGUGGCCGGCAAUGUGGCGGUGGCGGCGGUCAUCCUGAAGACGCCUCGGCUCCGCAAAUUCCUCUUCGUGGUGCACCUGUGUAUCAUAGACACCCUGGCUGCCAUCACGGUGAUGCCGCUGGGCAUAGUGGGCAGCUGGGGACGGGUGGCUUUCGGCGAGUCCCUGUGUCAAGCCUACAUCUCCCUGGAGGUGUGCCUGAGCAGCGCGUCCAUCCUCACCGUGUCUGCCAUCAACAUAGAGCGCUACUACUACAUCGUCCACCCCAUGAGAUAUGAAGUGAAGAUGACCUUGGGCUUGGCUAUCUCAGUGCUGGUCUUCAUCUGGUUCCAGGCAUCUCUAACCUCCACCGUGCCAUUCCUGACCCACCAUGCAGCCAGUGCGGAGUCCACCAAUGCCAGCCUGGUGAAUGCCACUGGCUGCUCACUGCAGAGGAAUGCAGGGGGGCACAAGAAAGUGUUUGUGACGUUCUUCGUCUUGGUCUAUUUUGUGUUGCCUCUUGUGAUUAUACUGACAGUAUACUGCAAUGUAUUUAAAGUGGCCAGAAUAGCUGCCAUGCAGCAUGGACCUCUACCCUCCUGGGCAGCAAGUCCUCGCCAGAGGUCCAACUCUACUGGCAGCCAAACCAACAUUGUGCCAGGAAACAGGUCUCACCGGGGAUCGCCAGACAGGACAUUAGGGGGCGCAAAAGCCGCCUUCACUCUCAUGAUCAUAGGCGGCCAGUUUGUCAUGUGCUGGUUCCCCUAUUUUGUGUAUCAUGUUCACAAUGCUCUUGGAAGUAGCUCCUAUAAAGGUUCAAGCAGCAAGUGGGAGAACAUAGUGAAAUGGCUGGCCUACACCUCAUUUACUGUCAACCCAUUCUUUUAUGGCUGUCUGAACAGGCAAAUCAGAACAGAGCUGGCCAGGAUCCCGAAAUGUUUCCUAAAACAGUCCAUGGAUGAGGAGCUAGGCCUGUCCAGUCAUGAGGGAUCUGUAGAGGAGAACUUUCUGCAGUUUCUCCAAAGAACUAGCUGUGUGGUGGAGAGGAGAAACAGUUUCCCUACUUCCUCUACUUCUAGGCUGCUUGUUAAUCAAAGUACUUUGAGUUUUAGAAUCCCAGGGCAAAUUUUAGAAGAAACCCCAGAGUUACUGGAACAUGACUCCAGUGAAGGGUUUAAGAGUAUGCAGAUGUGUCCUAGACCAGGUAACAGCAUAGGGACAACUAAAUGA